AUGAAAGAUUUGACGGUCAUAGUGCUGAUUCUUUGUUCAAGCUUGUCUUCGAUUGGAAAAGUCACGUCUCGAAAAACUCUAUACGCAAAUGACAAACUUGUAGACGGCCUCGAAGAAGAAGCCAAUGAUUUUCCCGAUGGAGCCGUCUUUGAGGAAUCCUCUGGAGGUUAGAUGCUAAAAUUUGCUAUGUGACGUAAAUUUGUUUAAGAUUUAAAUCUGUCAAAGAUUUAGAGUUUCAUUAUGCAGGACACGUCUGAGAGUUCAAAAAUGAUAUAUUUGAAUGCUACUGCAUGAACUAUACUCUCCACUGUUAAUAACAAUCCACAGCCACAUCAACUGAUUAGGAAAAUCGAUGUGAGUAAUGAGCGAUUUAAGUUGCAAUUUUGUGAAAGAUUCUUUUCUCUGAUAUCCAAAUAUGGGUGCACUGAAUAUAAAGGUACUCAGCCAUGAUUUUUUUUUAAAUGACUUCAGUUCGAAUAUUAGAUAGCAUAACAUCACAUGUGAUUUUAUUCUCUGUGCAAGCGCUUUAUGUCCCUUCUUGAAUGAAAAAUAAUACAUGAAAGAGUUGAAACUAUAAGUUCGCAAUAUUAUGACAAAUAAGACUUAAACUCCAAAUGUUAAUGAUGGCAGUUGAUAAUGUUCCCGUGAUCUUGUUGCGCAUUCUCCAGAUAGACGUUAAACAGGUUUAGAGUUGCGUUGACCGCAAACGGAAAACGUCAGAUUCAAGUUGAGAAUUUCUCAAAAUAGAAAAUAAGCAGGUAAAAACACUUCAAAACAAUUUUUCUUGAUAACCCUGGCAUAAAAUUAUUAAUUUUUGUGUGAAAGUGACGAACAGAAAACGAGAAAAACGGGAACAAUGUUUCACGUGGUACAAAUUGCCUUUUGCUGUAAGCGUGAUUCUAAAUCUCUCUUUUGUUUUGUUGGAGUCCGGAAUACAACUCAAGGAUUCCGGAAUUUAAGUUCCACUGUCCGGCAAAGAAUCCGAGAUCUAGUAUCUAAAAUCCAGAAUCCAUGGAAUGGAAUCCAGAAUCCAAGACUGUGUUGGAUUUCUUCUGUAUGUUAGCGACGUCGGGUUCCUUUUUAUGGAUUUAAACUUGGUGCGACAGCAAUAGAUUUCUUUUUAUUUUGCAGUCAGUCCAUGUACCAGCAUUCCCUGCAAGAACGGAGGGAGCUGUCUCGUAUCUGUAGGCGAUAGCUUCUCAUGCAAAUGUGCAGCAGGAUUUAAAGGACAUACUUGCGAGGAAGGUCAGUAAAAAUAUACUGGGUGGUUCGAGUGAUCCAAUUUUUAAAAUCCCGAGUAUACGAUUACAAACAGACCUAGACGACUCAAAAAAUGAUUUUCUGUGACCUUUCAAUCCCUAAGAAUACCAAAAUGUGAGUCACCUUUUAUGAGAAUUUGAUAUUUUGUUUUAUAUAAACAGAGGAUCUCUUAAGAUACAACUGUAUGGUUACCGUCGCGGGCGCGCUGACGCGUACUUCCUAUUAAUGCUGCAGUAAUCAGGGCUGUUGAUAACCAAUCAGGUUAUCGGAUAUAUUUUUUUAUAGGUAUGAUUAGACAGGAACUCACCAUUUUUAGCAGCAUCUUAGUUAGAGCGCCAAAGGCAUUUUGUAUUUUACUGAUAUUGUUUAGUGUUUUUUGACACUGCUAUUUAAUUCAACUAGCAAAUGCAGACCGUUAAAGUACGCAGCGUUGAAAACGAGGUUAUUUUUCGUUAUCUCGCAACAAAAAUAAACAAAAUUUCUCAAGACUGCACCUGGAGCUGAUAUUACAGAGUUUCCUUUCAUCAUCAAGCAUGAUAUCGCGCUCUGGGGGUGGAAAUACUCAACAAAGUCACGUAUUUAGGAGGCUCCGCCCUGAGGUCCAACCCUUCACCCUUUUAUACACCAUUUUUGACAGAAAAAGCUGGUUCCCCUUUCGCAUACGUUUACUGAAAAAAAUAUCCCUUUCACAUACCUACAACGUUUAUUACAACUUUUCAUUCUUUUUAACUGCUACAAAUGCACUGAUUUAAAAUAUGAAUACAUCACAAAACCAGAACAAGUUUCCUCGACUUUUCAGACCGAUUAGAUUUCAUUGAAGGGUGAAACUUUGGGUGGUUUCUUGGUGUUGCGGACACCAAUGACGUAAUACAAAAGAUUGAAAAGACACUGAACAAUACCCACACCACAACACAAAAGCUAACAAACAAUAGUUUCCGCAACACCAAGAAACACCCAAACUUUGAAGACAGUAAAUAAGAAUUUUGUGUGAUGGGAACCUACAGGGAGUAUGAAUUGAACAAUUAAACAAAGAAAAUAGCACUUAGGUUUGGGUUUAGAAACCUUUAGCAAGCGCACUCUACUUAGGAAUCAGACUUAGGAUAUUAGAUAUUUGAAGCAGAAAAGUACAUAAAAAUACAACCCAUAGUGGCUCUAAUUAAUGCUAAAAAUAUGGACCGCGCUUCUUGUGCAAAUCGUUUCGCAUUAGAUUGUGAGUUUAAGUUGAGGCUUUCUUCACACAUUCAGUAAGGUAGGAAAAAUUAUAAGGGCGCCAAAAAGUAGAAACGCCGUCCUACUCUCACCAAGGCUGAAGUGUUGUCCGUUGACGCGGGGUAUUGGCGCAACAUAACUCUAUUGCCUCAAAGAGUUGAAGAACAACAUUGGGCACAUAGAAAGUCGAUAAUUUUUGAAAAUAUAUCUACGCAGAUAUCGACGAAUGUGCUGUACGGAAUGGUGGAUGCUCUCACGACUGUGAAAACACACCUGGCAGUUACGAGUGCGUAUGCCCAGAUGCAGAGCUCUCAUUGGCUGAGGACAAUCAUACUUGUGAAGGUAAAGCGACGCAGCUAAGAUCUGCGUCAACUCGCGCAUGAGUGUAAAGGUUAUGAUAUGCCAAUUCGGAGUUUUAUAAAAGCCUUCUUCUUUAAGACAAGGCCGUAGGAAGUUUUUGAUUUCAAAAUGUUUUUGGUUUUCGCAUGCAAACAAAACUGAAUUUCUAAAAUAUUAAUGAGUUCCUACACUUGGCCUCAUUUAAGGGGAAAAGAGUUUUUAGGUUUCCUCUUUGGAAGGAACAUGAUGCAAAUAUACCCUGAGUACAAUACUGAGUAUUAAAGAUUUAAGAAGGUCAUCGAUGUAAUGUUUUUUCGGUAACACCCUCCAUAGCUUACGAUUUUAAAGAUCGUCAUAACGGAGCUUGCCGAUUAACAAUUUUCCUUAGUUUUCUCCUUUUUCUUCUAUCUCUAUUUAUCUCGAGGGAGCUCUCAAUAUAAACUGUAGUGCCAUUGCUUUCAUCAUUUUUCCAGCUUUCAUAACCAGUGAUAUAUUUUUUACUCUACUAAUAUAUGGUUUUUUGUUGUUGUUGUUUUUUACAGCAAAGGGAGUCAUUGUCAACUGCCUUCAAAACAAAAUGUCCAUCACCAUCCCUAAAACCAUACUCAAAGGAAUGGACCGAGAGCAUAUUCGACUCCUGAAACCGAAAUGCGGAGCAACCGAAACUUCCUCGCACUUCAUUUUAAGAACACCGCUGACUGGAUGCGGUACCACUCGCAGACACACGAAGUCUGCCGUUGUAUACAGCAACAAAGUGUUGGAAAUUCCGCUGAAAAGCUCAGACAUCGUAACACGCAUUCGAGAGAUUGAGAUUCCUUUUAGUUGCUAUUAUUCCAAUUCGAGAACAGCCACCGCCGUUGGAAUGAGGCCGGAAAAUCGAAAGCUGGUUUUCUCAGAAAUAGGAAAAGGGAACUUCACGGUUGUACUGGAACUGUACCAUAGCAAUAGGUAUGCAAUUGAUUUUGAAUUUUGAAAAUGCUCCGUAGAAGAUAGACCACGCCAUAUCAUCAAUCAAUCAGCUACUAAAAUGACUGCAAUUUAGAGUUUUGCAUGCUGAAAUUCAUUGCACACACGCACACACACACCCACACACUCUAUGGAUUUACUUGUUCUUAGAAUCAGGGCUCAGAAAAUGCCAUUAAAACAAAAUAAUCCUAAUUACAGUAAUAAGUUCCAGUUUUUUUGUUGUUUCCUGGGAUUCACUGGUUGCAUUGAAAAAGACCACGGCAACACUAGUCGUUUCGACUGCUCAUAAUUUCAGCCUUUACUCUUCAAUUAAAUCAUAUAUGAUCUGGAUUUUAUGUUUACGCAUGGCAAAUACUCUCUGAACGUUAAUGAUCGAGUCGAAGUCUCUUGACAAUGGCUUAGUGUUAAAGUUUUUUUAAUGGCAUCGAAUUCUACAAGCAGCCUAUCAAAACUUAACCACCCAUGAAAAUUCUCUUAGUAAGGUAUUUGUUAACAUUUAUUCUCAUUUUUCAAAGCAAUGAAAACUAUUCUUUUGUUACCUCUGUCAUGUACCUAAAUAUUCAGGCUGUAAUUCUGUGUUACACGUUUGUGUGUGUGUGUGUGUGUUUUAUAGAUAUCUCACAGCGUACACUCAAGAAGACUUCCCUCUUCAAUUAAAGCUCCGACAAAAUGUGAAUUUGGAAGCGAAAGUUGAAAGCAAAGACAAACGACUUUCAGUGUUGCCCGACACGUGCUACGCUACACCAACAUCCAGCCAAAAUGACGCAAAGAGAGUUUUAAUAUUGAAAAAUGGGUAAGGAUCCUUAUAAUUCGUAUGAAGUGUGCAAGAAGAAUAACUGUUUUUGGAUUUGCAUUGACAUGUUCGGUAAAGAAAAUUCGACAGGCUAAAGUCGUCCAUAAUUAAUCUUUAAAAAAAAAAAAAUGAGGCGAAUAGAUAGCUACUGUAGCUUUCGUCCUAGCUAUUUUGAAAAAAGAAAAGCCCAAAAAGUGUGUUAGUGAAUGUACUAAGUAUAGUCUUGCUAAAAGUCGACCUCUCUUAUUCUUGAAGACGAGCGAAGCGUGCUUCAAUGAGGAGCGAGCGAUGAAGUAGCGAGGUGAUUGUUUCGACUGAAUGAAUUUGAAUCGCAUAAAUUCUCGCGGGAAGAAUAGGGAGCUUAAGCAACAGCGUUUUUGAGUGGCGGACGUCAACAGGAAGUGGACUUUUUGCAUCAUUGAGCAGUGGUUUGGUUCAAACUCUCGAGUAAAUCGUCUUUAAAAGAGAAAAGAAACUUAGCCACACAAAUUUAGUUGCUUCCGGUUGACGUGCGUCGCCCAAAAAACAUCUCUGCUUAAGCUCCCUAAUGAUUGACAUGUUCUGUGUCUGGACUCUGGAGUGGCGUCAAAUAUUGUUCACUCUCCUAUUGGUUAAUUGUCAUGACGUCACUGUGGAAUUUUUAAAACUUUUAAGAAAGUCUAACUAAAGCACCAACUAUGUUCUCUUUUUCAGCUGCCCUGUGGAUGACACCUUGAAAUUCUACCGUUCCCCCACAGGAACGUAUCGUUUUGGUUUAGAAGCCUUCGAGUUUGUUGAUCAGCCUUUUGUCUUCAUUCACUGUCACGUGAUCAUCUGUAAUGCAUCCAAUCCCCAGUCAAGAUGUGUCCGUGGAUGUGAAAAGAAAGCGCGGCUUCGACGCGAAGUCGAACAUUACAAUCUGUUCUCUUUGGCUCAGGGACCAAUCACCCUGGAUCAUGACAUCGAACUGGAUCAGAAACACGUGGAGAAAUUCUCAGCCAAUUAUAUGGACUCUGUUGGUAAGAGAGAAGUACAGCUUGAGAAUUUGAACAUUCUGAAAAAAGGAGUACAUUUACUUGACGUUUAGGACUCUUGAGAUACCUCAUUAAUUAGCAUUGGGUAAUUUUCAGACGUUGUGGCAAUUGGCCGUUUGCACGAUGGCGCCAUUUUACUACUACGACCAGAAUACUUUUCCUUUUUUCUUUCAUAUUUAAAUUUGGAAAUCCCAGUGAGAUUUAAAUAACAAAAGCCCUAAUUUGCACAAGAAAGCAAAACCCUGAAGGAUUCUGGUCUUAGCAGUAAAAUGACGUCAUCGUACAAAUGGCCUAUUUAAAGCCUUUCUAACUUUCAUGACUUCAAGCAAGACAGUGAGGUACUAUGACGGCCUAUAAGGAGAGGCUUGCCCGACAGGGUACCUUUUUCAGGCUUCACGUGUACAGCUAUUUUCGAGCAAGGUUGUCGGAAAAAAAUUUGCACGCAACAAUUCCGAAAAGUAAUAUGGGAUAUGAUCAAUUUACUGUUCCUAAGUAGCUGUCGAACCUACUUUUGUUGCUUUCCUUUAGCACUCGCAAACAUAUGUCCGUGGCCUCCCGUGCCAUUCUUUCAAAUUUCUUUGAAGAACAGUACACUUAAAACCAUCCACAAUACCUUUCGGGGUUGUCGCGUGCACUUUUUCCAACACCUUUUUCGAAAUGGCUAUAUAAAAGGAUAGGGCAAACUGAUAGCGUGUUACUUUCUGUUAAGUUUGCCUUUUAAAAUUGUGAGGAUUUCGUGAGCUGAAGCACGUGAAAAGGUAGGAAAAUUUGUUAUUUGGGUGUUUUACGGGGCCUUUGACUUAUUUCGAACCGACCCACCGUUAGGCUGUAUCAUUUUAAUUUUUUAUUGUUAAACGGUACUUAAAAUGACAAGAAGACUUGCUAGAACUGUUAGCAUGUAAAAACGGACACCAUUUUUUGAUGUUAACUGUACGAAAUGUGUAUCAUUUCAUUUUGUACCUCUGGAGCGGACCCUAACCUUCCCCCACCCCAUCCCUGGAAGUAACGCCAUUGGUAAUCUGCUUUGAAUAGCUGGAACUGAAGAAUACAUCUAAAACAUUAUCAAAUAUACAUUAUUUACACAUUUUACAGCCGCCUAAAGUCAGAAUCCUCUUCCAUUAUAAUUUUCUGAUUCAUCUCUUCUCUGUUUUGCUGACAGGGAUGGACUCCUCUCUACUUGCAGCAAUGGCCGUCAUCACGGUAGUGACCAUAUUUGGUGCGGCGAUCGUGAUUGUGAAAAAAAGAUCUACUCAUGCUGGUUAUUUUGGAAUAAAGGAAUGA
Molecule: messenger RNA, 6861 nt
Organism: Porites lobata
Lineage: Eukaryota; Metazoa; Cnidaria; Anthozoa; Scleractinia; Poritidae
Source: the annotation of a GenBank genome assembly